Messenger RNA from Panonychus citri (citrus red mite), 1554 nucleotides. RefSeq lists its product as uncharacterized. The record is from RefSeq and is a predicted model, not a curated record. Gene Ontology annotation, cellular component: chitin-based extracellular matrix. Gene Ontology annotation, molecular function: structural constituent of chitin-based larval cuticle. The transcript is spliced from 3 exons. NCBI's taxonomy places the organism in Eukaryota, Metazoa, Arthropoda, Arachnida, Trombidiformes, Tetranychidae. The coding region runs from base 332 to 1072 and encodes 246 amino acids.
UUAAAUAUCAAUGAUCUUCUCAACGAUUUUUACUCCUUCUUAAUUUUUGUUUUCCGUUUUGAUGAACCAUCGUUGCUUCACAAUUUAAUCGCCUACAUUAUUAACCAGAGUCUUUAAUUUCUCACUAAUCAAGGUUGUUAAUCAUUAUGAAUAUCGUAUUUUUUAUUUGUUUACUUACGAUUCUGAACAAUUCGCCCACAAUUAAAUGAGAAUAGUAAAUAUCGUUUUCCACUUACAGUCUUACAUUUAUCAUCAAUUCUUGUUCAUGUUAACAUUAACAAUCAACAAUUAAGAAUAAUAUUUGCUCGAACAACAGUUUUAAGCGGAAAAAAUGGAAAAGAUUAAUUUCGCUUUCUUCUUAAUGGUUGGAUUAGUGGUUUGUGAUGAUUAUGUUCAUAAUCCGAUUCAAUAUCAAUCACUGAACAAUCGAGGUGGUUACAACUUCGGUUAUGACACUGGACUUUCAGGAUCACAUCAAUUUCAUCAAGAAUCUAAAGAUGAUUUCGGUGUAGUUAGAGGUCGAUAUGGUUACACUGAUCCAAAUGGUAAAUUGCGAUUAGUUUAUUAUUCAUCGGAUGCAGUUAAUGGUUACAAAGCAUGGGGACCAGAUAUACCUGAGAGUACCAACAAUCAGCCUAAAUCAUUGAAGGUUCAAGAAAGUAAAACCUCAUCUAGGAUUAUCUAUCCACAAUCUCCAGCAUCCAAAGUGUCAGCAAUUAAAUCGUCCAAAGUGAUUAUCCAACCUUAUCCACUUCCACCGCCAUCGAAAAUAGUUCAACGGGAACAAGUGAUACACAAAACCCAUUACUCUCCAGCCGAUACCUUCCGUUCAAGAUACACAUCGUCGUCGUCGUCGUCGUCGUCGUCAAGUGUCGUCUCCAAAACAUCAUCAAUUAAACGGUCGGAAAUCAAGGGAUCUCCAAUUAUUGUCCAACAACAAUUCCAAUCACCAGUAGCAGCAAUCAAGUCACAAUCUAUUAAAAGUGCCAAUCGUCCAGUACCAAUUACACCAGCUCAGUAUCGGUCUAAUUAUCCACCGUCGGGAAAAUAUUCUCGAUGUUAUUGUGAAUAAUUUAAACUCCAUCCAGAAGUACAAUCCAAUUAAAUUGUGAUCAUAUACAAUUUAAAUAAGUGAUAAUCUCAUAUUCAUCUCUUUAAAUCCAGUUGCAUGUUUAAUCUUGUCAUUUUUUACUUCCAACAAUUAAAAGUUCACAAUAAACUCCAGACAAAUUAAUCAGCUACACUUGAUAAACUAAUUGCUCUUGAAAAAUCUAAAUUAAUUUUGUAUCGAUUUUAAUAGAAAUUAAAAUGAUUAGUAAUGAAAAAUUGAACAAUUAAAAAAAAGCUUUUGUUUGCUUACAAAAUAUCAAUAUGAUCAAUUGAUCAGUUAAAUUGUUACGAAAAUAAAAAGUUUCAAUAAAAGUGAAAUAAUUAUAAUAAUCAAGAAUCAGAAUCGAUUUGUCAAUUUGAUUGUAGUAACUUGUUGAUUUAAUUCAUUCAACUAUUGAGAAUGAUGUAAAUCAAUCACAGUUAAUCGUCAUCUUAAUUGUUAAU